GGCGCACUGUCACCGGGGCUGUCUCCUCCCGAACUAUCCUCCCUCUAUCCCGCCUGUGGCCGCAGUGCGGACCCCACAGCCUCCCGGCCGAUGUGCCUCUACCCUGCAGCGGUAUGUGUGAGAGCGAUAUGCACGAGGUGGUCGGUUCAGAGCCGGGCACGGAGGGACCGGAGAAGCCGGAGACCCGACGCUGCUAUAGUAGUCGAAUGACGGUGGAGCCGGUGAUGUUCCUGGGGAUGUUCUGUGUGGCUCUGCAGGGUCCUCUCACUACCCAGUACUUGUGGGAGAGGCUCAGGACUGACAUCGGCUACAACGGGACCAAGACCGAGGGCUGCACCAACCUCACCGAUGUGCUGGAGAAGGAAGUGGAAAAGCAAACUUCACACUGGAGUCUUUACUUAAACCUGAGUGGAUUGAUCGUUGGCCUGUUCUCAGUGACUCUCCUGGGUCCAUGGAGCGACCAUGUGGGACGUCGCCCAAUACUCAUCCUUCCCUUCAUUGGACUGACCUUGCAAGUUGGCGUAUACCUGUUGGUUAUGUACCUAGACCUGCAUGUUGGCUAUUUAUUAAUUGGACGCAUUCUUGGUGGCCUCACUGGUGACUUCAACACCAUACUAGCUGGCUGUUUUGCCUACAUAGCAGACAUCACAGAUCGUGAUUCGCGCACAUUCCGAGUUGCUGUAUUGGAGGCAUGUCUAGGUAUCGCUGGAAUGGUGGCCAGUAUCAUUGGUGGGUACUGGCGAAAUAGCCAAGGCUACAUUUACCCAUUCUGGCUUGCAUUGGCUGUUAAUAUCUUCACAGCUUUCUAUGUUUACUUCUGUGUCAGGGAGUCAGUAAAAGACAAGAAGCCAUCAAGAUUGAUUACUCCCAAACACUAUAAGACCGUCUAUCAGCUCUUCGCUUUGCCUGGAGAAAAUAAAAGACGAAACAAGCUUUGGCUCUACGGUUUGGCUCUCCUAUUGGUCGUAACGGUUCACAUGGGAGCCAAGGACCUGAUGGUGAUUUAUGAGCUCAGCUUUCCUCUCUGCUGGGACUCUUUCUUGAUUGGCUAUGGAUCAGCAGCGGAGCACCUGACGUAUCUCAGUAGCCUGGCCGGACUGCGCCUGUUCCAGCUGUUCUUAGCAGACGGCUGGGUGGCAGAGUUGGGAUUCUUAUCCAAUAUCACGGGCCUGGUAGUCUUCUCUGUGGCCUCUACCACUCCAAUUAUGUUUACAGGUUACGGGUUACGUUUCUUUUCAAUGGCGACUACUCCAGUAAUCCGUUCUAAGUUGUCGAAACUGGUGGAAGAAGGUGAACAAGGUACUUUAUUCUCCUUUGUGGCCUGUGUAGAGGUCAUCUCCUUCAUACUCGCCACCACCAUCUUCAACUCCUUGUAUCCUGCUACACUGUAUUUCAUGAAAGGCUUCCCCUUCCUGUUUGGAGCAAUGGUCCUCCUCAUCCCAGUUGGAAUAAUUGGGUCUCUGGAAAUGUUUGGCCAGAACCCAGUAUAUAGCCAGUUUGCUGAGAUCUCCUAAAACCAUUCCUCAGAUGAGUGCACUACUCUUCAACAAAGAAACUUGUGACCGAUUUGUGGCUUCAUCGUAGGCCAAGCACUUCAAAUCAGAUGUUUACAAACAUGAAAAAUGUAAAAAUCUCAGAUGUUCAGUGUCUUUCCUACCUGCGGCUAUUUUACCAUGCAGCACUUGACUGAAUGAGGUGGAUAGGAUGUCCAGAUGCACAGUGAUGGGGUUGGUCAAGCUAUCCAUGCAUGGAGUUCUUCAGCUUGUAUACUUUCCCUCUUCCCUCCAGCCAUGUGUGGUUAGGUGUCUGCUUUCCUUGGUACAGCCAUGUAUUAGUGUCUUGUCACGUUAAAGGAUGCACUAACUUAGGCAUAUGUUAUGGCAAGAUUUAGUAAGGGAUGUAGCAUUGUGUAACGUAACUAAAGAACAUGUGUACAAUGUUUCAUUUUACUUUACAGUGUGUUU
Messenger RNA from Nanorana parkeri, 1964 nucleotides. RefSeq names its product solute carrier family 46 member 1 (gene SLC46A1). Lineage: Eukaryota; Metazoa; Chordata; Amphibia; Anura; Dicroglossidae. Gene Ontology annotation, biological process: transmembrane transport. The transcript has 5 exons. Gene Ontology annotation, cellular component: plasma membrane. Bases 114 to 1514 code for a protein of 466 amino acids. Gene Ontology annotation, molecular function: transmembrane transporter activity. The record is from RefSeq and is a predicted model, not a curated record.